Exophiala xenobiotica is the source of this 4113-nucleotide messenger RNA. RefSeq lists its product as uncharacterized. Lineage: Eukaryota; Fungi; Ascomycota; Eurotiomycetes; Chaetothyriales; Herpotrichiellaceae. The transcript is spliced from 6 exons. Gene Ontology annotation, molecular function: heme binding; oxidoreductase activity, acting on paired donors, with incorporation or reduction of molecular oxygen; iron ion binding. The record is from RefSeq and is a predicted model, not a curated record. Gene Ontology annotation, biological process: carbohydrate metabolic process. The coding region runs from base 1 to 4113 and encodes 1370 amino acids.
AUGAUCCUGACCGUCGCCCCAAGCUUGUCGACGUGGACAUGGAUGGGGAUGAUUGUACUUGCCAUCCUUCAACUGAUUGUCCUCGUCAGGCGACUCUUGACCCCAGUGUCCCAGGUACCCGGCCCCUUCCUCACGAAAAUAUCCUAUGUCCCUAUUUUUGCAUACGAUCAACGCUCCGAGCGCACAGCAUGGACCAGGAGACUUCAUGACAAAUACGGUCCCGUCGUCCGUAUCUCCCCAGGUGAAGUCUCAGUGGCUUCGGCGACCGGCAUCCGCGACGUGUUCUCGGGGUCGCCUGCGUCUGGAGGAGCGUACCCGAAGUCCAAGUUGUUUGAGCUCUUCAAGCAUUUUGGAGCGCGGAACUCCUUUACCUCCAUCACCUCGGCCCAGCAUGGCUGGCGUCGCAAGGUGAUCGGGUCGAGCUAUUCACAGAGUGCCGUGUUGGCGCGAGAGACAGCAACCGGAAAUAUUUGGCGGAUCGCCGGCAACUACAUCAGGUACAUCGAAGACAACGGCAUCCCGGUGCAUGGCAAUGUUGCAGCCCGAUCCGUUGACGUACACACAGCCAACACAUACUUCGCUGGUGAUGGUGUGUCGUCAUAUGUCUUGCUCAAUGGGCUUGAGGGGCUGCCUGGGAACGAGAAGCACCGACGACUAAUUAUUGCGACACAAGAGAAGCCAGCCGACGUUCUGUCGUACUUCCAUCAGGAAUACCGUGACUUCUUCAACUGGCUGAAUUCAGUCAAGGCCUUCUUCAGAUCCUUGAUACCCGGAUGUGGCCCGCAACUGCUGUCGGAGAGAACGAGAGUCGGAGACAAAGAUCCCAAGAAGCUCAACUCUAUAUGGUACGGUGGCACCGAAUACCGAGACUACACCUACCAUAGCUACCUGGAUGCAAAAGCGAAGCUCAAGUCGAUUCCUCAAGCUCUGAACCAUGGCCCCAUCACAAUGAAGCUGGCCAGUAACGUGGUCACUGGGGAGCAGAUACAGCAGACUAACGGGCCUAUCGUUGAAGAUCCGAGCAUGAGGGGGUUCCAAAGUCAACGGAACUUCCACAAGGACGCAGGUGCUGCCAGUGAAGCAAUGGACCAUCUUAUUGCCGGGCAAGAUACAACAUCUGAGACCCUCUCACAUGCAUUGCAGGCUCUUUCUAUACUACAAAACCACGCAAUCCAGGUCAAGCUCCGCUCGGAAAUCUUGAGCCUCGACCUCCCUUUUGACCACGGUCGACCCCUGAAUGCUGAGCAAUUGGCCACGAUCAUGAAGGCAUCAUAUCUUGAUGCGGUGAUCAAGGAAACACUCCGCCUCUAUCCACCUCACACCACCAACAUUCACAGGAAUGUCCCCUCCGGUGGGCGUGUACUUGACGACUGGUAUCUGCCGGGCGGCACUAAAGUGGGAACUUCUGCAUAUAUCGUCCACAUGAACGGUGAAAUCUUCGGCCGAGAUGUAGAGUCCUGGAUACCGGAGAGGUGGCUGCUUGAAGAUCAAGAUCAAGUUCGCAAGAUGGAACACGCGCUGUGGGCUUUUGGGAGUGGGCCUCGGGGAUGUGUUGGCAAACAUCUUGCCAUGGUCGAAAUGAAGAUCUUGCUAUCAUCUCUGUACAGAAGGUAUUCAACAGUCCCCGACGAGCUGGAGGAGGUGCCUCUUGAGUCAAACCGCCAACAUGCACAGGCCCUCGCUAUUGGAAAACUUGCCUGUCGCGAGCGUAUCAAGCUGGACAUCGGCUGGACGUUCCAGCGCACAGAGACAAACCCGGAUGGUCUCACUUACGACAUGCGCACAGGAUUCCCGUCAACCAACGAUACAUGGGCGUUGAAGCCAUGGAUUCUUCCUUCAGCCAACGACUUCAUCAAGGAUCCGGCCAACUUCUAUCUGCGCCCUGACGGUAACCCGGGUAGCGAUGUCCCUUUUGUUCAAAGCUCAUUCGAUGACAGCCGCUGGGAGACGGUUACGCUGCCACAUGAUUGUGCUAUUCAAGGACCGUUCUAUUCGGAGGGAGAUCCUAUUGUGUCUCCCUCGAUGGGUCGCUUGCCUGUCUAUGGAGUUGGCUGGCGAUCUACCCGCUUGGACUUGACUCCAUAUGUCAACUUUGGCCGGGACAAGCAAUUAGCUAUUCGCCUGGAGAAUCCCACUGACUCAGCGCGAUGGUAUCCCGGAGCUGGCCUCUAUCGAAAUGUGUGGCUCACAAAGGUUGACUCCACGCAUGUCGCACAGUGGGGAACUUAUGUCAUCUCGAACAAUGUCUCUGCGCAAUCGGCAACGUUAGAUCUGACGGUUCAGGUUGAGAACACGGCAGCUAUAGAGAGGGAUGUGGAGGUCAUGACAGACGUGUAUUUAUUCGAUCCGGGCGCGAGAGUGGCGGGAGAAAAAGUGGCCGAGUUUACGACCGCGGAAGUAAAUGUUCCUGCUGGGCAAACCCAGGCGAUUACGCAGCAACCCAACCUCUACGUUGCCGUCACACAAUUGCUUGCGGAAGGGAAGGUCAUCGAUACUUACGAAACAACCUUUGGCGUUCGUUCGCUGGCUUGGGAUCCCGAUGCGGGACUCCUGGUCAACGGUGAGCUUAUCAAACUUCAAGGUGUGAACAUGCAUCACGACUUGGGCUCCCUUGGUGCGGCCUUCAAUGUCCGAGCGGCCGAGCGCAGACUUGAGCUGCUGCAGGACCUGGGUUGUAAUGCCAUUCGAAUGUCGCACAAUCCUCCCGCAGUGGAACUGCUGGACUUGACCGACCAAAUGGGAAUCUUGGUGCUUGACGAGAUCUUUGACACGUGGGAAUAUAAUAAAACCGCUGCAGAUAUCCACCUGAUCUUCCCCGAGUGGCACGAAGCAGAUCUUCGGUCUUUCCUCCGGCGUGACCGAAACCAUGCAUCAAUCAUUGGGUGGAGUUAUGGCAACGAAGCGUAUGAGCAAUACACCAAUGAGACCGGCGUCGCGCUGUCCGAAGCUUUGCGAGACAUUCUGCGCGAGGAGGAUUCGACUCGUCUGUCGACAGCGUCUGCCAACUACGCGACUCCAGACCUGCCGUUCCCAAGGGUCUUAGACAUGAUCAGCCUGAACUACCAAGGCUCAGGCAUUCGAGACACCGAUGCCUACUCUGAGCUGAGGAGCAAGGGCAUUUAUAGAUUGCCGAGCUAUCCACCAUAUCACGCCAUGUUCCCAGAAAAGCCUCUGUUCAGCUCCGAGACAGCAUCGGCGCUCAGCUCGCGCGGUGUCUAUUAUUUCCCUGUGGUGAAUGUGAACAGAGCGCUUGCCAAUGACACGUCUGGCGGCAACUCCGAACAGCUCCAGAUAAGCGCAUAUGAACUAUACACCGCUGGACCCGGCUCUUCUGCCGAUAAAGUCUUUACAGCCCAGGACGAGAAUCCGUAUGUCGCAGGUGAGUUUGUGUGGACCGGCUGGGAUUACUUGGGAGAGCCUACACCGUACGACGGCGCGCGCAGCUCCUACUACGGGAUCAUAGACCUGGCAGGAUUCAAGAAGGACCGUUUCUAUAUCUAUCAGGCUCACUGGCGUCCUGAUAUAAAGAUGGCGCAUAUCCUUCCUCAUUGGGCCUGGCCGGACAGAGUCGGCCAGGUGACUCCAGUCCAUGUCUUCUCGGCAGGUGAUGAAGCAGAGCUAUUCGUUAACGGAAAGUCGCAGGGGCGGAUACAGCGACAAGCGUAUGAAUAUCGGUUCCGAUGGGAUGAGGUUGUCUACCAAGCUGGCGAGGUAAGUGUCAUCACUUACAAGGAUGGAAAAGAAUGGGCGAGAGAUGUCGUGCGGACCGCUGGUGAGGCUGUGGCGCUGGAAUUGGAGGCCGACAGAACAUCACUUACAGCUGAUGGCCUCGAUUUAUCUUUCAUUACCGUCAAAGUCGUCGACAGCCAGGGAAACCUUGUUCCAGAGGCGAACAACACCAUCACAUUCUCACUUACUGGGCCCGGAGACAUUGUGGCCACCGACAACGGAGACGCUACAGACCUUACGCCAUUUACAUUCACAGUGAGAGAUGCCUUCAGCGGUCUCGCCCAAGGUACCGUUCGUGGUCGAGCUGGUGUCAGAGGCGAGAUCACUGUCACAGCCAGUACAGAUGGUCUUCAGCGCGCCAGCAUAGUUUUAGAGGCGCAUUAA